Molecule: messenger RNA, 5811 nt
Organism: Centropristis striata (black sea bass)
Lineage: Eukaryota; Metazoa; Chordata; Actinopteri; Perciformes; Serranidae
Product: sodium- and chloride-dependent GABA transporter 2-like
Exons: 15
Coding region: 173-1954 (593 amino acids)
Biological process (GO): sodium ion transmembrane transport
Cellular component (GO): membrane
Source: RefSeq, a predicted model, not a curated record
AGACCUCUACUCAUGGGCUCACUCAUGCUCAGAGCUGAGAAGAGCACUUGUCCCGGAGAGACUGGGGGAUCUAAGCUUGUAUUUUCCCCAAAAGGCAUCUGAUGAAUCCCACCUAGGGCUAAAUGGAAGCAUAACCACAGACUCCAGACGUGAAGCGACCUUUCUCAGUGCAAUGGACAAGCCUUUUGGGUCAGAGGUCAAAUUCAUGCUGGAAUUGGGCACAGCCCACCCUGCACCCAGCACCCCGACCAGAGGACAGUGGUCCAGCAAAAUUGAGUUCCUCUUAGCUGUUGCAGGACAAAUCAUAGGCUUAGGAAAUGUGUGGAGGUUCCCUUACCUGUGCUACAAAAAUGGAGGAGGUGUGUUCUUCAUCCCUUAUAUCCUCUUCCUCUUUACCUGUGGCAUCCCCCUGUUUCUCCUGGAGACGUCUCUCGGCCAGUACACCAAACAGGGGAGUAUUACCUGCUGGAAGAAAAUCUGCCCACUUUUUGAAGGAAUGGGUUAUGGCAGUCAGGUGGUUGUUUUAUACUCCAGCAUCUAUUACAUCAUCAUACUGGCCUGGGCUUUCCUGUAUCUCUUCAGCUCUUUCAACUCUGAACUUCCUUGGGCGAGUUGCAGAAACAGCUGGAACACUGAGACCUGUGUGGAGUUUGAUCGAAAGGCUUAUCAUUUAAACUGGACUGUCUCUGCAAACGCAACAUCCCCAGUGAGAGAGUUUUGGGAGAGAAGAAUUCUGAAUGUGACAGGAAGUGUCCAUGAGUUAGGCAGCAUACGUUGGGAGCUCGCUCUGUGUCUUCUGUUGUCCUGGAUCAUCUGCUACUUUUGUGUCUGGAAAGGAGUAAAGUCCACUGGGAAGGUUGUCUACUUUACUGCCACAUUUCCAUACGUGAUGCUGGCCGUGUUGCUUGUUCGUGGAAUCACAUUGCCGGGGGCCUUAGAUGGGAUCAAGUUCUACCUCUACCCAGACCCAUCCCGCCUCACUGAUCCACAGGUGUGGAUGGACGCUGGCACACAAAUAUUUUAUUCCUAUGCUAUUUGCAUUGGGUGUCUAACUGCACUUGGCAGUUAUAACAAGUACAACAACAACUGUUACAAGGACUGUGUGUACUUGUGCCUUCUGAACAGCGGGACCAGUUUUGUUGCGGGCUUUGCCAUCUUCUCUGCACUUGGAUUCAUGGCGUAUGAGCAGAACACAGACAUAUCAAAAGUGGCAGAGUCAGGUCCUGGCUUGGCGUUCAUCGCCUAUCCCCGAGCAGUCGCCAUGAUGCCUUUUCCUCAGGUCUGGGCGAUAUUCUUCUUCAUCAUGGUCAUUUUACUGGGACUGGACAGUGAGUUUGUAGGUCUGGAAGCUAUGGUAACAGCCAUUUCUGACAUCAACCCUUCCUUCUUCCGCGUUGGCCAUCGACGUAAACUUCUCCUUCUCGCUAUCAGUGUUGUUAGCUUCUUCAUCGGCCUUGUGAUGGUUACAGAAGGAGGACUGUACAUCUUCCAGUUGUUUGACUACUACGCCUGCAGUGGGAUGACUCUGCUUCUCUUUGCAAUACUGCAGUCUGUUUGUAUUGGAUGGAUAUAUGGGGCCGACCGGUUUUAUGACAACAUAGAGGACAUGAUUGGAUACAAGCCUUUACCCCUGAUUAAGUAUUGUCUGAAAUAUUUCACUCCAGUAGUAUGCAUGGGAACGUUUAUCUUCUCCCUGGUCAAAUACACUCCUCUGAAGUUCAACAACACGAUUGAGUAUCCGUGGUGGGGUUACGCUCUCGGAUGGUGGUUCACUCUCUCCUCCACACUCAUGGUUCCUCUAUUUAUGUUGUACAGAGUGAUCACCACUCCCGGAACACUGCGGCAGAGGAUGUCCAUCUUGUGUACUCCAGCUGAAGACUUGUCUCUGGACAAAUCAGAGAAGAAAACUCUUGAACUGCUGGACAUGCCCUCGACUCUUGACAACCUGUCCUAAAAACAAGCAAAGAGGAGCAACUUCAGAUUUACUGAACACUACGAGGCAUAAGGAAAAGCUUUACUUCGAUCCAGUGGACCUUUAAAAGACAGUGCUUCCUAAUCUUUUUUAUGCUCUUAAAACAAAGAUUGUUACCCCCUGGCACUUGUCAAACAAAAGCACAUUUUGGUUUGAGCACAAACUCAAAAAACUACAUUUUUAUGCAGCAGAAAUGUUUUUUCUGCAUCCUGUCCUGUUAAUAAUAAUAAUAGUGAGCCCUCAGAUUUAAUGUGUGACACCUUCUGGGCAUUACUGCACUUAAUGGAUUCAGAUUUACUGAUUUUACUUUCCACUUUAUUAAGCACUUCAGACUUUGAAUGCUGACUGAGAAAUGUUUUUUCAGAGGACAAUCUAAGCUCAAAGAUCCACUUCCACGAUUAGCGUUCUGUUGAUCCAUUGAUUCAUCUCCUGGUGGUUUUAGCUCUAUAGCGUCUUUGCAUAUAGCGUCAUAGGUCAGUACGCUCUCCAGAUGGAGGAAGUCACCUGGAGGCAAGAUCUGUGGCAAAGAUACCAUCACACCACACAACUGCCUUUGAGUUGCACUGUUUACAGUUGGUACAACCUAUCAUAUCAGGAAAAACAAGGAACAAGGAAACAAGGAAAAACAAGGACUACUUUUGAGUCUCUAAAAAACUUUUACCAGCCUCUCUAGCACCUCUGAGAGCUAGAAAAAAAUGUAAACUAAGAUUAGUAGCUAAUUACCCAAUCUGGACAUUAUCACACUUGAAAGGUAUUUAUCAGUGGUUAUCAUCCAAUAAGUAUGGGCAAAUAGGGGCCUUCUCCACCUUCUAGUAGGUUUAGUAAGUUGUUAUUAGCCCAUUCAAUGGCCGAUCGCUGUUUUGUUACAUUUCACUUUCAGUUUUGUCCGAAUAAGGCCGCAGCGUGCAGGCUCAUCCAACCCAACCCAACACUUUCCUCUUUUCUUAUUAGAGCAUUAGUGAUUAGCCCAGAUGAGAGAGAGCUCCGUCACUCUUGCCAUCUGGUGGUAGCUAGCAAAUUCACUGAGGGAAGACUUAAGGGCUAAAGAUAUCAGAAGUGUUCUUUGACAGUAAAACAGCGGCAGAGUGGAUUAAAAAGCAUCAAAAAAGGGCUUGUAUAAAAAGCUAAACCCUAAAAUUUGAAAUUUACAGACAUUGUAAAUGGUUACUUAUGUGUUGAAAUGUUCUGAGAAUUUGCUUUUUUUAAUUUUAGUUUUGUUUAGUUUUAACACAGUUGUAUAAAUAUUAACUAUUUUGACAUGAGAGAGGGCUGCUGGUUGUUAUACAAUUGGGACCUGGUCAGUUAUUAGCAGCACGGUCACUUUCAGUUCAGUCUGGAAACUUAACCUUCAGGCAGCAAAAGGAAUUUCUUUUAUUACAGCGUUCUCAUGAAAAAAGAAAAGCCGAAAUUGAAGCUGAAAAGGGAGUUGAAAAGCAAAACAUUGAGAAACAUUGAAAAGCAUAAGCUGAAAGAGGAAUUAGCAAGAGACGGUUGAACGGUGUGAGACAGAGCAGAGCAGGCAAAGAUAGUGUUGCAGACUGUUAAGCUGGGGUUGGUCAGGGAUGGUAAGCUUUCUCAGGAUGUUUUUACGGAGGAGAAGAUAGUUCAUCUUCGUCAUUGGGGUCUCUUGAUGUAAUUUGCGUUUCUUGAUGUUUAAUAAGAAGGAUCCGGAUGUGUCUUUCUCUUUGUAUGAGCGGAUUGCAAAGAUAAGAAAUUGGUGAGACUUUGAUCAAACUUUGCCGUUGCAAUGCGUGAAGUCGGGAAAAAGCAGGAGGCGAAUGCAUCUUUCAGUAAUGAUAACCUUCCUUAAAAAUCAGUCAAGGCUGCUGUAUUUAAUAAGGCGUAUGUGUUAGUCCCAGGCCAGCGUUUUACAACAUGGGGAAAAAAGGGUUCUGCAGUCACAUAUGGUAUUUGUGAGGGAGCUAACUAAUCAUUUUAAUCAUUGGUGCAUGAAGGUGUGGCUUGCCGCUGUGCAUAGGAUGAACCUUGACUGUGGCUUGGUGCAGGGCGAGGUGGAAAAUAUGUUUUUGGAUUCUGUUGUAGUUGUAGUUUCAUCCAAGCUCGGGUGUCCAGAAAACAUAUGACAAGAUUUUGCACCACUUCUCCUGGCCAUAACUGAAGAAAGAAGCUCUGCUGCGCAUUAAAAACUGUAGUACUCGACUGGUAAUCCCAAUCAGGUCAUUAAACCAGCUCUGUUACAGCCUCUUCCAGCUAUCAGUCAGCUGUUUCGGUACCCUGCAGGGUCUGGUAACCAGUAUCUGUUCACUGCCAUGUUUCAAAGAGUGGGUGGGGGGCUCGGAAGAGGGGAUACAGUGGUUUAUUUUAGAUGCACAGGAGGAAAGUACAGGGUUUAACCCAGAUGAUUUUGUCUUCAGCCACAUUGUACAGGGUCAGCCGUCUGUGUUUAGGGAUGAAUUGAAGGAAUCAGAUCCACUAAUCAACCAUAUUGACUACAUGAAUAGUUAAGGCAUUGGUUAUAUACUGCAGGGGAGCGGUUAGUGAUGGAGAAGAGGUAUGAUUGCCAUGCUGAGGUGUAUGACUUUAGUGUGGGUGAGCAAGUUUCUGCUCUUUGUCCUUUGCUGAACAAUCAAAAACCCUGCAGAGUCCAUGUGCUGGCUCUGUCUCCUCCCUGGGACAGUAAGCUGGGUUUUUGGUUGCAGUUGUUGGGUUUGUGUUGCCACACCCUACAACAUUGCACAUACACACUCUUUCCCUCGUGCCAUUUUUGCUUAUGUUAUUCUUUUACUAAUACUUUUUUUUUCAUGGCCAUGCCGCCUGGUUGGUGACAAUCUGGAGUAACACUGACUGUUACUGUUGCCAAAUAAACCAUACAGAUUGAACGCUUGAGUCACUUUUAGGUCAUUGUGAAAGAUACAUUUUUUUAAAAUUGCCACUAAAAUUAAAUAAAACAGUGAAGAGAGAAGGAAAGGAUGUCAGACAAUAAGAUUCAGAUUCAUGCCUGUGCAAUUCAGCAUUAUCAAGUUUUCGUUUGGUGUUAAAUAAAAUGAAACACCAGCAAGUUGGAUUGUAAUGAUGGAAGAGUGUAUUUUUAUUGAGUAAUGUAAAUUAUAUUGUAGUCUCAACUCUAUGCUUGUUUUAUUGUAGUUUUUAUACAAAAGGUGGAGGUUAAUAUUCAUACUAUUUUGUAUCAUUUUUUGUACCAUAUAUCAUUGAAAUUGUGCCAAUAGUAUUUGUGUAGCACGUAAAUGGUGUAAGACUACAUUUUUCACAUUUAAGAAUCAAUCAAGAAGCUGUAUUUUUUCAAAGAAAAUUACCAUUUUUAAAAGAUAUCUGUGGCACAAAUUGUGUGAAUUCAUGUUUAAAUUGAAAAUGUCACAUUUUACAGAUUUCCGAACAACCAGUUAGCAAAUGUUUUGCAUGUUUGUGUGAUUGAUUACUGUAUGUUAACACCACAAUUUAAAUAUUAUUAAACACUGUGCCAAUCUUAAAAUAUAAUCCAUGAAUGAGACGAUCUGGUAUUCAUGUGAUCAAGUAUUUUGUAGGCUUUAGUAAACUGGCGGCUGAUCAUUAUUGAUUUAUUUCUUUGUUUUCAUCUCAUUUGGUCAAACUGACUAAUAAAUCUGAAAAAGACUCAAAACACAGAUUAAAUAAAGAGAUAAAAUUUAGUGAGGUUGCAGUAAAUCCAGUAAUGAAUAUAAUUUACAAACAAUUAAUGUUUCAGUUUAAUGAUCACUUACCAGUUUGCUGUUUAAUGAUCAAUUUUGAACUUUUUGUAAACCUUAAAAAAAUCAACAACUUGUGAAUAAAAUUGUAAUAAAAUCAAAUUGAGUUACUUAAGUGUCAGUAAUCCAUAAAUUAUUUGUUUUGUGAACGCGACA